Priapulus caudatus is the source of this 1369-nucleotide messenger RNA. RefSeq names its product coronin-1C-like. The transcript has 10 exons. The record is from RefSeq and is a predicted model, not a curated record. Bases 137 to 1369 code for a protein of 410 amino acids. Lineage: Eukaryota; Metazoa; Priapulida; Priapulimorpha; Priapulimorphida; Priapulidae. Gene Ontology annotation, biological process: actin filament organization. Gene Ontology annotation, molecular function: actin filament binding.
AAACCGGAAACCGGACGAACUUGCCUAUCAUGGCUGCGGCCGGUAUCUGAAAAUUCUCUUGUGUUCGGUUACCUUCAAUUCCAUUUGCAAAACGUUUCUUGGACGACCAGAAAAGACUUUGGAGUAAACUUGCAGGAUGUCGUUUCGCGUGGUGAGGCAGAGCAAGUUCCGUCAUGUCUAUGGCCAGGGAGGCAAGCGCGACGACUGCUACGACGGCAUCCGCGUCACAAAGAGCUCGUGGGAUUCUCCGUUCUGCGCCGCGAAUCCCAAGUUCCUCGGCAUCAUCACCGAGGCGGCCGGAGGCGGGGCGUUCCUCGUCAUCCCCCUGAGCAAGACGGGCCGGCUGGAGAGAGACUACCCGCUCGUGUCCGGUCACAAGGGACCCGUACUGGACAUCGCCUGGUGUCCGUUCAACGAUGACGUCAUCGCCAGCGCGUCCGAGGACUGCACGGUCAAGGUGUGGCAGAUACCCGAGAACUGGCCACACAGAUCUAACCUGGACGAGCCAGUGGUGUCGCUGGUGGCGCAUCAGCGCAGGGUAGGCACAGUGGUGUGGCACCCCACCGCUAACAACAUACUUCUAAGUGCAGGGGCCGACCACGUGCUGUUCAUCUGGAACGUGGGCACGGGCGAGGUUCUGCGCGAGAUCAGCUGUCACACGGACAUAAUCUUCAGCUCGUGUUGGAACUACGACGGCAGCCGACUCGUCACCACCUGCAAGGACAAGAAGAUACGCAUCAUAGACCCGCGCACGGGCGACGUGCUGCAGGUUGGCAAGGGUCACGAUGGAGCGAAGCCUCAGAAGGCGGUCUACCUGAAGGACGGACACAUCUUCACGACCGGAUUUUCACGCAUGAGCGAGCGCCAGUACUCCCUGCGCAAGGAGCGCGUCGUCGUCGUCUUCGUCGUCCACCAGGGGGACUGCACGAUCCGCUACUUUGAGAUAACGGACGAGUAUCCGUACGUUCACUUCAUCAACGUCUAUCAGUCGACGGACCCGCAGCGCGGCAUGGGCUUUAUGCCGAAGCGGGGCUGCGACGUCAACACGAACGAGAUCGCUCGCUUCUUCAAGGUGUACACGAAGGGACUGUGCGAACCCAUCUCCAUGACCGUGCCAAGAAAGUCGGAGCUCUUCCAGGAGGACCUGUACCCGAACACGGCCGGCGACGUGCCGGCAUUGACGGCCGAGGAAUGGUUCGAGGGCAAGAAUGCAAAUCCCAUCCUGAUCUCGUUGAAGGGAGGCUACACACCGUCGAACCAGCUUCGGCAGCUCACCGUCAACAAGAAGCCAAACAUCCUCGACAAGAUGCCCAGCAAGACUGGUGGCAAUGCCACGAACAGCGUAAGUGCACGCUCUUCCUAUGCCUAA